Molecule: messenger RNA, 6574 nt
Organism: Nannospalax galili (Upper Galilee mountains blind mole rat)
Lineage: Eukaryota; Metazoa; Chordata; Mammalia; Rodentia; Spalacidae
Gene: Iqsec3
Product: IQ motif and Sec7 domain 3
Exons: 14
Coding region: 87-3659 (1190 amino acids)
Biological process (GO): regulation of ARF protein signal transduction; actin cytoskeleton organization
Molecular function (GO): protein binding; guanyl-nucleotide exchange factor activity
Source: RefSeq, a predicted model, not a curated record
GACCGCCGGGGCUGCGGGGCUCCUGCGCGCUCGCACUACCCGCCGCCCGCCGAGGUGCAGGCAGGGCGCUGGAGGCUGCGGGCGGCAUGGAGAGCCUGCUGGAGAACCCGGUGCGCGCCGUGCUGUACCUCAAGGAGCUUACGGCCAUCGUUCAGAACCAGCAGAGCCUCAUCCACACCCAGCGCCAGCGCAUCGACGAGCUGGAGCGGCGUCUGGACGAGCUGAGCGCCGAGAACCGCAGCCUGUGGGAGCACCAGCAGCUGCUGCAAGCGCAGCCUCCGCCCGGGCUCGUGCCCCCGCCGUCAGCCCCACUGCCGGCUCCUGCGGCCACCUCUCCCGCCGCCCCCGGGGCCCAGGAGCCGCUCCAAGACCACGGACAGCUCGCGCCAGCCGCGCAGGAGCAGCCGCCGCUCCAGCACCACGGACAGCUCCUCGCGCAGCCCCAGCCGGGCCCCAGCAGCCGGGCUCACACGCCCCAGUCCCCCCACCAGCACCCGGCGGCACCUGGCGCCGUCGCUGACCAGGAGAAGGAGCGUCCGCCGAGUUGUUGCCCUGCCGCCGGAGCCCUCCUUCAGCACACAUCCCCUGCCGCCCUGGGCAAGGGCGUCCUGAGCAGGAGACCCGAGAAUGAGACUGUGCUGCACCAAUUCUGCUGCCCUGCUGCCGACGCUGAGCAGAAGCCUGCUUGCUCCGACCUGGCCUCCCAAAGCGAUGGCUCCUGUGCCCAGGCCGGUGGGGGCAUGGAGGACUCCGUGGUGGCAGCGGUGGCGGCCGGCAGACCCAGUGCCCACGCCCGGAAGGCUGAAGCCCAGGAGCUGCAGCAGGAGGAGGAGCGGCUGGGGGCGGGGGGCUCCCCGCGGGCUGGCCCCCUCCGCGCGACCUCCCCUGGCCAGCAGCAGCCUGCCCUGGCGACGGCGCUCUGCUCCCACACCCCUGCUGCCUCCGAGUACGAACUCUCCCUUGACCUAAAGAAUAAACAGAUUGAAAUGCUAGAACACAAAUACGGGGGCCACCUGGUAUCCCGGCGCGCUGCCUGCACGAUCCAAACCGCUUUCCGCCAGUACCAGCUCAGCAAGAACUUCGAAAAGAUCCGUAACUCGCUCCUGGAGAGCCGCCUACCCCGGCGGAUCUCCCUGCGCAAGGUGCGGGCGCCCACUGCCGAAAGCCUGGUGGCCGAGAAGGCUCUUCUGGAGGGCUGCGGGCUGCUAGGGCUGCCGCUGGGACGCUCGCCCUCCCUCCCGCCCACCUUCGCCGGCUCGCUCACUGAGCUGGAGGACUCCUUCACCGAGCAGGUACAGUCCCUGGCCAAGUCCAUCGACGACGCCCUCAGCACCUGGAGCCUCAAGACCAUGUGCUCGCUACAGGAGAGUGGCGCGUACCAGCUCCACCAGGCACUGCACCCAGGUGCAGGGCAACCCAACCUGGAGGCCGAGGUUCAGGAGCCCCAGAGCCGCCCAGGGUCUGCAGAUGAGGCCGGCGGCCUGCCCCAGGGCCACAGCGGCACGCUCAUGAUGGCUUUCCGGGACGUCACGGUACAGAUCGCUAACCAGAAUAUCUCUGUUUCCUCCUCUACGGCUCUGUCGGUGGCCAACUGCCUGGGGGCGCAGACCACCCAGGCCACCGUGGAGCCUGCAUCCAGCCAAGGCGAGUCACCGGAGGCUCCAGGGCAGGAGGCCUCGGAAGCUCCUAACGUAGAGCAGGUGGACCCACCCGGUGAGGACUCAGAGGCAGCAGAGAGCCAGGCCCAGGCUGCCCACAAGCCUGUGGUCGCGGAGGCAGUCGUGGAGGCCUUGGCUGCAGAUGCAGAAGAGGAAGAGGAACAGGCUGGGGAGACAGGGAAAGGGGUGGAGGCCGAGGGGGGCGACAACUCCGAGCAGCUGAGCAGCAGCAGCGCAUCCACCAAAUCAGCCAAGUCUGGCUCAGAGGUUUCUGCCUCUGCCUCCAAGGAGGCCCUGCAGGCAGUGAUCCUCAGCUUGCCCCGCUACCACUGCGAGAACCCAGCCAGCUGCAGGUCGCCCACGCUGUCCACCGACACCCUGCGCAAGCGGCUCUACCGCAUCGGCCUCAACCUCUUCAACAUAAACCCGGACAAGGGCAUCCAGUUCCUGAUCUCGCGCGGCUUCAUCCCCGACACCCCCAUCGGUGUGGCCCACUUUCUCCUCCAACGGAAAGGUCUCAGCCGCCAGAUGAUAGGAGAGUUCCUGGGCAACAGCAAGAGGCAGUUCAACCGCGACGUGCUGGAUUGCGUGGUGGACGAAAUGGACUUUUCCAACAUGGAGCUAGACGAGGCCCUGCGGAAGUUCCAAGCUCACAUCCGUGUGCAGGGAGAGGCCCAGAAGGUAGAGCGGCUCAUAGAGGCCUUCAGCCAGCGCUACUGCAUGUGCAACCCCGAGGUGGUGCAGCAGUUCCACAACCCGGACACUAUCUUCAUCCUGGCCUUUGCCAUCAUCCUUCUCAACACCGACAUGUACAGCCCCAAUAUCAAGCCUGACCGGAAGAUGAUGCUUGAGGACUUUAUCCGAAACCUUCGAGGUGUGGAUGACGGCGCCGACAUCCCCAGAGAACUGGUGGUAGGCAUCUAUGAAAGGAUCCAGCAGAAGGAGCUCAAGUCCAAUGAGGACCACGUCACAUAUGUCACCAAGGUGGAGAAGUCCAUCGUGGGCAUGAAGACCGUGCUGUCCAUGCCACACCGCCGCCUGGUCUGCUGCAGCCGGCUCUUUGAGGUGACUGAUGUAAACAAGUUGCAGAAGCAGGCCGCACACCAGAGAGAAGUGUUCCUCUUCAAUGAUCUGCUGGUGAUUCUCAAGCUGUGCCCAAAGAAGAAGAGUUCCUUCACAUACACCUUCUGCAAGGCAGUCGGCCUGCUAGGCAUGCGGUUCCACCUCUUUGAGAAUGAGUAUUAUUCCCACGGCAUCACGCUGGCAACACCACUCUCCGGCUCUGAGAAGAAGCAGGUACUGCACUUCUGCGCCCUGGGCUCUGAUGAGAUGCAAAAGUUUGUGGAGGACCUGAAGGAGUCCAUUGCUGAGGUGACAGAGCUGGAGCAGAUCCGGAUAGAGUGGGAACUGGAAAAGCAGCAAGGAACAAAGACACUCUCUGUCAGAUCCCCUGGAGCCCAGAUGGACCCGCAGUCAAAGCAAGGAUCUCCUACAGCCAAAAGGGAAGCGAUGGCAGGCGAGAAGGUGGCAGAGAGCUCCGGGGAGGUGUCAAUUCACAACAGGCUUCAAACGUCCCAGCACAGCCCCGGGCUGGGGUGCGAGAGGAAAGCACCACCGCAGCCACCACCACCAUCACCGUUGCUGCCAGACCCACAGCCUAGCCCCCUGAGGGAGCAGCCCCCACCACUGCCACCGCCGCCACCUACACCCCCAGGCACUCUGGUACAGUGCCAACAAAUUGUCAAGGUCAUUGUCCUGGACAAGCCCUGCUUGGCCCGCAUGGAACCCUUGCUGAGCCAGGCACUGUCCUGCUAUGCCUCAUCCUCUUCUGACUCCUGUGGCUCCACACCCUUACGUGGUCCAGGCUCCCCAGUCAAGGUCAUCCACCAGCCUCCACUGCCCCCACCGCCACCCCCAUACAACCACCCUCACCAGUUCUGCCCACCAGGCUCCCUGCUGCUCCGGCGCAGAUACUCCAGUGGCUCAAGGAGCCUGGUGUAAGCCCUGCCCCCAGCAUCCUGCUGUCCUAAUGGGGUGGCCAUCCAGGGGCCGGACUGCCCCUUGCUGCUCCUCGUACCCUGGCAGGAUGCCUCCUUGGCCACUGAUCACUUGUGGAAAGAGAAUUCCCUGGCAUGAGGGUUUGCUUGGCCCAACAACCCUUCACCUAACUCAUUUGAGCAUCUCCCCACAAAUCUAUAGACACCUCCUCACUCUUCCAGGGGUUUCACAUAGCCAGAUGGACCAUGCCUCCUCUGUGCCCACCAUACUCCCCUAAUUGGACUGUGGAUUGAAGAAAACUGAAACCGAGGGGCUGGUGGGCUGAUGGACUUAUAACCUAGGUCUGCUAGUGUCCAUGCCUUGGGCCAGUGGACAAGAACAAGAAACUGGACUGGCCAGCAGCACAGUCCCAAACAGAGGCAGCUUACCCCAGCACAAGGUAUAUCUAUGGCCAAGCUGAGUAGUAGAGACCUAGCCCUGGCUCCCUGGAGGGGCCUAAGGGUAACGGAUAUGAGGAAGUGGACUUUUUCUGCUGCCCUUGCUCCCUAAGCCUGCAGUCAGAGUAGGCUGGUCCUUUAGCUCCCUACAGACAUUGACUUCCCUAACCACGCCCUCUUCCCUGUCACCCCCAGAGCCUUCUGAGUGGCCCAGAUCCAGAAAGCUUCAAGAAAGGAGGGAAGAAGACAGGGUACCUGGUUCUUUUUAGAUUGAGUAGUAGGGUAAUAGGAUCAUGGGAUAGUACCUACAAAGUGCACUUUCAGGAGCAUUUCUUAGUUCUCUAGCUUCAAACGAUUCUCAAUCAAUGCCAAGUGCACACAGGCAGUCAUACAGAAACAUCUGUAAGACCCGGGUAAAUUUCUUCCUUGUGGAAGCAGAAACAAGAGGACAGAGUACUGAUCUGUUCGCAGAGGCACAACUUGGCCCAGAGUCAGAGCCCGAGCCCCCUCCUACAUGAUUCUGUGACCUCUGGGAGGGGCUUGAGUAGAGAGACGGGGUGGAGAAGUGGAGUUCUAGAGUCACUGUGUCGCCCCUGUUACCCCAGCCUUCAAAUAGUCUCCCUCCUGAAAAGUUAGAGCCAGUGUCGCUCACCAGCCUCCCAGAUGGCUCCAGAGAGCCCCCAGAGAGAUGAGACAGCUCACAAAGACUACAGGGGUGAUGUGGUGGCCUGUCCAUUCAUGGCCCUUUCAGGAAAAGUCUAUCACAAGCCAUAAGCCAGGCCAGCCUCCUCUAUUCUGUGGCAACAGUUAUUUCUGUUCUUCCUCAAGAUCCCUCCCAGUCAGAGCCUGUUUUUAAAACAUCCCAAGAAAUGAGAGACAAGUGAAUACUGCUAGGUCUGAAGUGAAUUGGCUUCUCCCAGUCCCUGCUGCACAGCCCAAGAUGCAGCGCCCUGGACCAGAUAGGUAACAUGAAUGAUCCCAGAUCACACAGUUGCCAAAUGACCUCAUUCCUUGUGAGUGUGUAUGUGUGUGUGUGUGUGUGUGUGUGUGUGUGUGUGUGUGUAUACAUGUGUGUGAGAGUCAGUGUGUCUGUAUUCACUCAGAGGUCAUGAGAGGAUAUGAUGUCACCCAUCAUGAGUUUCUUUCUGGCACUAUCUGUAACUUUCAACCAAAUGUGCCAUCUUCCCAGAGGCAUUCAACCUAUCUGAUCUUUUCUGAAUUGGCUGCCUUGGGUCUUUUCUGGAACAGGAGUAUUCCAGUCAGAGCCUGUCAAAAUGAAACAGUUGACAGAUAGGGUGCAUGACUCAGACACCUCACCCAUCUGGGUCAGGGCAGAAAGGGGUGGGGCCUCAGGAAGACAGGAAGCUUCCAAUGGGAGUGGAUGAAUGAGGGGGCUGAAAAUAGAGGGAAAAUUAGGACUAGGAUGUGAUAUAUGAAGGGGAAUGGGUUAUGAAUGUAGCUAAAUGUAUUUAUAGAAUCAGGGCCAUGGUGUCAAGGGCUGGUGAAGAGGGACAGCCCUGGAAUAACCCAGUUCCCACUAUCAGGCCUUGUCCCACAUCAGGCUUCAAGCCAACAGUGCCCUCUGUCCCUCAAACCUCAACUGAAGCCCAACUUUCCAGAUGAGCCCCAACUCCAGCAGAGGUUUUGGGGCUAGACUACAUGUUCAGGCUCUGAGGACCUGGACUCUCAGGCCCCAUGCACCCUUUUCCCUGGGGAGAGGCUAACCCAGAUUUACUGCAGUGACUGACCUAGACUCUGCUGGUUACAGCAGAGUUGUACACAGGAACCAAACCUCCCUGAGGUCACAGCAUAGAGUAGUUCUGAGCUGUUGGGGUUUUGAACUGCGAUGGCCUAGGGCAAGAAGCAAAUGGCCCAUCUCACUGGUCAGGGGAAGUUAAAGCCCCAAGCGUCCGUCACCUCUCUCCCCUGAUCAGCCAGAAGGCUUAUGGUGGGACCCAUCUGUGUUCCUGUCCCCAGACACUUGGGAGAGGCCUCAUGCCCCUCCCCUUAUCCCUCUGGCCCCAACUCCAGAAUCAAGUGGGAGAUGGAGCCAGCUGUCCUACCUGCUUUUGGCCAGUCCCACCUACAGUUCUCAAGCAGGUCCUGUCUUGGCAGCCUGUCCUGGAAGCCAGCCUGUCUUUCUGUCUGCGAAGAGGUCUUGCUCCCACAAAUACGUAUCGGCCCUGGACCUCUGAUCCCUGACUCCACCUGUCCAGAGCCUGCCAGGAUGUCUCUGGUGCCCAGUGGGAGUCCCUGAUAUCGUGUGUCUGUCUGUCUCUGCGCCAGCUGCACAUCCUCCAGUGGUACCUCCCCUCCCUCCACGCACCUGUCACCUGCUGGAGGAGCAGCUCUCUGGGGACAGGCAGGGUCACUGCACUCAGCAACUAAUCCAAAUGGCAAAUAUUUUGUAACAAAAUAGCCCAGAGGUAUUUUAUCUGUUCAAUUCAUAGAGUUUUAGAGAUUCUAUCGAAAUGUGUCACU